AAUACGAUUAUAUUCCCCGAUGUGUGGAAAGACGGACGGAUGGAAACCGGAAGGGAGAUAGAGAUAACUAAUCCCCAUUCCAUGCCUAAAUAGGUUCAGCAACGAUCAAGAACCGAAAGCAAAAUUGCCACCUCGACGCUUCUCUUGAUCACUCAAUCCCGAAAGAAUCGGUUUCAAUCGAUCCUCCAUUCCUGAAAUCUAGAUCUACGAUCUUCCAACAGCUCCAAAAUUCUGGUUACAAUGUCGGUGGAAUCUGCCAUCACCAGCAACGUUAAUGGCGGUUCUGUGUUCAACAAUGGCGACCAGAAGAAACCGUUUAAGAUCUUCGUAGGUUACGAUCCACGUGAAGAUCUAGCGUACCAGGUGUGUCGUUACUCCAUCCUCAAACGAUCUUCGAUCUCCGUCGAGGUGAUCCCGAUCAAACAAUCCGAAUUGCGAGAGAAGAAAUAUUAUUGGCGCGAACGUAACAAACUCGAAAGCACCGAAUUCUCGUUCACACGGUUUUUGACGCCAUUUUUGGCGAAUUACGAAGGUUGGGCGAUGUUCGUCGACUGCGAUUUCCUCUAUCUCGGCGACGUCAAGGAACUAACGGAUCUGAUCGAUGAAAAAUAUGCAGUGAUGUGUGUUCAACACGAUUACACUCCAAAAGAGGCUACGAAAAUGGACGGCGUGGUUCAGACGGUGUACCCACGGAAGAACUGGUCGUCGAUGGUGUUGUAUAACUGCAGUCACCUGAAAAACCGGAUUCUGACGCCGGAGGUUGUGAACAAAGAAUCAGGUGCGUAUCUUCAUAGGUUUCAAUGGUUAGAAGAUGAUGAAAUUGGGUCAGUUCCUUUUGUUUGGAACUUCCUUGUGGGUCAUAACCAGGUCGUUAAUGGCGAUUUGGAUACUUUUCCAAAAGCAAUUCAUUAUACAUCUGGAGGGCCAUGGUUUGAGGCUUGGAGAGAUUGUGAAUUUGGGGAUUUGUGGUUGAAGGAAUUGGAAGAGUUUGAGAAGAUGAAUUCUUUGAAGUGUUAGGUUUUUUUUAUUGCAUGUUAGAUGUUGUUCAUCAAGUGUUUGAUGAAAUGUGUCUUAUGAUUGUUGUACUUGAUUGUUCCCAUAAAAGUAGGUGAUUUAGCCCACAAUAAAAGGGUGAGAUUUAGGGCAUAAUUCUUUACUAUUGUUUUAAUGCUGUGUUGUAACUAGACAACCAGUUGGGUUGUGGCGCACUGAUAUAUCGGUUAAGACUUAGAAGAUGUAAUGGAAAUCUUAUCUUUCUUUGGUUC
Molecule: messenger RNA, 1265 nt
Organism: Cynara cardunculus var. scolymus (artichoke)
Lineage: Eukaryota; Viridiplantae; Streptophyta; Magnoliopsida; Asterales; Asteraceae
Product: protein CDI-like
Exons: 2
Coding region: 241-1017 (258 amino acids)
Source: RefSeq, a predicted model, not a curated record